Messenger RNA from Hyla sarda, 2876 nucleotides. RefSeq names its product phospholipase A2 inhibitor and Ly6/PLAUR domain-containing protein-like. Bases 786 to 1499 code for a protein of 237 amino acids. The transcript has 5 exons. The record is from RefSeq and is a predicted model, not a curated record. Lineage: Eukaryota; Metazoa; Chordata; Amphibia; Anura; Hylidae.
UCUUAUAGAGCUUCCUUAGUGUAAUGGACUCUUAUAGAGCCUCCUUAGUGUAAUGGACCCUUAUAGAGCCUCCUUAGUGUAAUGAACCCUUAUAGAGCCUACUCAAGUGCCAAGAUCAGCACGAAAUAGCUAUCGUGACCACGCGCUUUCUCCUGGCGCCACGCCGGAACAUGUGUUUCACCGCACCUUCAUAGAAUAAAGAAGCCAGCGACUGAUCCACGAGACGCAAGUGCCCACGUGUCUUUCUUGAACCUACUCAUAUUGAUAAUAGUAGUAGUAGUGGUGGUGCUGGUGCAAAAAGUAGUGGUGGUGCUAAUAGUAGUAGUAGUGGUGAUGCUGAUAGUAGUAGUAGUAGUAGUAAUGGUGGUGGUAGUACUACUAGUAAUGGUGGUGCUGGUUGUAGAAGUAAGUAGUAGUCAUAGAAGUAGUAGUAGUAAGGAGCAGUAGUAGUAGUAGUAGUAGUAGUAGUAGUAGUAAUAGUGGUAGUAGUAGCAGCAGUGGUAGUAGUAAUAGUGGUAGUAGUAGUAGCAGUGAUAGUAGUAAUAGUGGUAGUAGUAGCAGUAGCAAUAGUGGUGGUAGUAAUAGUAGGAGUAGUAAUAGUAGGUAUGGUAUUGGUAGUAAGUAUCAUACUAUUACUAUAUUUGUGCCCUACAAGUCCAUGUUGGAUAUGUAACCAGUCUAGUAUGAUAUAUAGAGUUACGUGAGUUUCUCAUCCCAGUAAUAACCUGUAUCUCUUUGUGGCAGUGGUUGCAGGGGACAACGUGCAGUGACACCUGUCUGCAGACAUGUAUCUCUGGGGGUUCUUGUUCUUUCUCACCGCUUUUGCAGCAACAGGUGAGUGCCUGGAGUGUGUAACUUGUAGAGCAGUUUCUCCAGAUCCUUGCUCAGUCAACACAUCUGGAAACUGCAGCGAUGGCCAAGUGUGUGCGUCUCAGUUUACGUCGUCUAUAACAAGUCAAGUCAUCUCCCUGAAUUUCAGGAGAUCCUGUGCUCCACAAAGUGAAUGCGGUGUGUUGGGCACGUUCACCUAUGGCACCACAUCGGAGAGAGUAUCUACCACAUGCUGCUCCACCGACUUGUGUAAUCCAGAAACGCCCAAAUUGCCAUUCCAGAAUUCAGUACCCAAUGGACUGGUGUGCUCAGCGUGUUCCCUCCCCGUCGGCUCAUGUAGUGCUGAUCAGUACAUGAAUUGUUCUGGAGACAUGACCAUGUGUCUUGUUAUGACUAAACAACAAAUCACCGGUGUCCAGAGUUUGCUCACUAUAUCUCGUGGCUGCGCCUCCAGUAAUUACUGCCUUAGAAGUAAUCUGAACUACACUGAAGAUGGCGUCUAUACGGAGUUCUCAUACAUAUGCACCAAUGCAACAAAUUUUACCAUGUACAAUAUAAUUUCUACCACUGCAGCUUCACUAACACAGACAACCAACACUGGGACUUCUCUUUGCAGCUUUUUACUAUCUUCAUUUAUCUCUAUUUUCCUUUUUCUAAUGUUAAUGUGAUGUAUAAUGUAAUAUGGCGUCACUUUUGUUGUCUCAUCAUGAUAAAAAAAAUCAUGGAUAAUGGUUAUAAGGAAUACAAACAUGUAAAACUUAUAGUAAUUGGAGGAAUGUAAUUAUUUUAUGUGGAAAUAUAGAGCAUCUGACACUCUCAUUUAAGACUUUAUGUAACCUUUAAAGUGAGUUUUAAAUUAUGCUUGUGUAAUACCAUGCCUGACCACUGGGCGUGCUGUUAUGGAGAAAAAUGUCAAAGCACAGCAUCUGUAUUCAACACUCUAAGGGCCAUCUAGUGUUAGAAAUAGGUAUUGCAGUGCUUGUUCUUUUCUGAGUAUACAGAGAGACCAGUUCAGUGUUUCCCAAUCAGGGUGCCUCCAGCUGUUACAAAACUAAAACUCCCAGCAUGCCCAGUAUAAAUAUACAUCUUAAAUAUGACAUUUAGGGAGAAGGAGGUGUGGUUAAAGCAUGCUUUUUUGUGUGCUGAGUAAUGCCACAUGCAGAGGAGCAGACAGGGAGUGAAUACAUCAGGUAAGGCAGUGGGAGGAGAGUUGGCAGGGUGAGAGGUCUGUGAUGAAGAUUUGAAGGAAAGCAAUGCAUUCUGGGAAUUAAAGUACUAAGCAACUGUUUAACCCAGAUUUACAGGACUAAGACCCCCCAAAACAAAUAGAUUUUUUUGUGGUUUGAGGACCGGGGCAGACAAGUAAGGCUAUUUUCACAUCACUGUUCAGAUAAAGGGACUUCCUUUGCGAAAGGACGGAAAUUGACCCAGGAAAAAAAUACUGCAUGUCUGAUAUAUAUUUCUCUGUUUUAUUCCCCUAAAAUAACAGACACCCCAUGGACCCUAUUCAAGUUAAUAAGAUCCGUUGGGUCCAUUCGGCUUUGUUUGGUGCCGAACAGGCCCUGGAAAAGGGUCAGAGCAAAACGUUAAAGUGAAAGUAUCUUAAAGGGGUACUCCACUGGUCAGCAUUCAGAAGUAAAUGUUCCAACGCUGUUUUCCCAAUGCAGGGGUUGGCCACGCCCCUUGUGACAUCAGGACUACGCCCCCCUCAAUGCAAGUCUAUGGAAGGGGGCAUGACGGUUGGCCAGCAUUCAGAAGUAAAUUUUCCUAAAGGCUGUUUUUGCACUGCGGGGGUUGGCCAUGUCCCUUGUGACAUCAGAGCCACGCCCCCUCAAUGCAAGUCUAUAGGAGGGGGCAUGAUGGCUGGCCAGCAUUCGGAAGUAAAUGUUCCGAACGCUGUUUUCGGAAUGUGGGGGUCGGCCAUGCCCCUCUUGACAUCAUGACCACGCCCCCUCAAUGCAAGUCUAUGGGAGGGGCAUGACAGCCGUCACGCCCCCUCCCAUAGACUUGCAUUGAGGGGGCAUAGACGUGAUGUCACUAGGGGC